Molecule: messenger RNA, 2064 nt
Organism: Mus pahari (shrew mouse)
Lineage: Eukaryota; Metazoa; Chordata; Mammalia; Rodentia; Muridae
Gene: Ywhae
Product: tyrosine 3-monooxygenase/tryptophan 5-monooxygenase activation protein epsilon
Exons: 6
Coding region: 142-909 (255 amino acids)
Biological process (GO): signal transduction
Cellular component (GO): cytoplasm
Source: RefSeq, a predicted model, not a curated record
AGUUGUCCGCGUGCGCAGGCGGAAGUCCCGGAUUGAGGCGCCGCCAUUUUUCCUGCUCGGACGCGGAGCGAGAAGCCGAGAGAGUCGGAGACGCUAUCCGCUUCCAUCCGUCGCGCAGACCCUGCCGGAGCCGCUGCCGCUAUGGAUGAUCGGGAGGAUCUGGUGUACCAGGCGAAGCUGGCAGAGCAGGCCGAGCGAUACGACGAAAUGGUGGAAUCAAUGAAGAAAGUUGCAGGGAUGGACGUGGAGCUGACAGUUGAAGAACGAAACCUUUUAUCUGUUGCAUAUAAAAAUGUGAUUGGAGCCAGAAGAGCAUCCUGGAGAAUAAUCAGCAGCAUUGAACAGAAGGAAGAAAACAAGGGGGGAGAGGACAAAUUAAAGAUGAUUCGGGAGUACCGGCAAAUGGUUGAAACUGAGCUCAAGUUAAUCUGUUGUGACAUUCUGGAUGUACUGGACAAACACCUCAUUCCAGCAGCUAACACUGGCGAGUCCAAGGUUUUCUAUUAUAAAAUGAAAGGGGACUACCACAGGUAUCUGGCUGAGUUUGCCACAGGAAAUGACAGGAAGGAGGCAGCAGAGAACAGCCUCGUGGCUUACAAAGCUGCUAGUGACAUUGCGAUGACAGAACUUCCUCCAACGCACCCCAUUCGUUUAGGUCUUGCUCUCAACUUUUCCGUAUUCUACUAUGAAAUUCUUAAUUCCCCUGACCGUGCCUGCAGGUUGGCAAAAGCAGCUUUUGAUGACGCAAUUGCAGAACUGGAUACGCUGAGUGAAGAAAGCUAUAAGGACUCUACGCUCAUCAUGCAGCUGCUACGUGAUAACCUGACGCUGUGGACCUCAGACAUGCAGGGCGAUGGUGAAGAGCAGAAUAAAGAAGCGCUGCAGGAUGUGGAAGAUGAGAAUCAGUGAGACGGAAAAAGCCAACAAGAGAGACCCUCUCUGACACCCCCUCCCCUUGGAAGUUCCCCAUUGUCACUGAGAACCACCAAAUUUGACUUUCACAUUUGGUCUCAGAAUUUAGGUUCCUCCCCUGUUGUUUUUCUUUCUUUUUCUUUUUUUUCUCCCCUCCCCUUUUUUAAAACAAACAAACAAACAGUUUUCAGAAGUUCUUAAGGCAAGAGUGAAGUUCUGUGGAUUUUACUGGUCCCAGCUUUAGGUUCUUUACGACACUAACAGGACUGCAUAGAGGCUUUUUCAGCAUUACUGUAUUGUCUCCGGCCACAUGUGACAAGAUCAUCAUUAGAAAUGGAAAUGACAUUUGAAAGCCAUUAGACUUCUAGGUGAUGCAUCUAAGAAAGAUUAAUCACACAAUAGAGGCAUAUGCGCUGUCAUUUUUCCUUUUUUUAAUUGUUAAAUUGAAUUUUAUACCAAUGUUUAAACUUAAAUUGGGUGUUAGCUUGAGGUGUUUUGGGGGAGUUUGUUGUAAUGGUUUUGCUGUAAACUGUGUUUGGAACUCUGCUGAAGUGUUGCUGAAAAGCAUGGUGCUGGUAACAGUUCAACAAUCCGUGGCUGCUCAUUCUUGCCGACUCCUCCCCCUCUGAAGCAGGUUAGCAUUGAAGGUGGUAUGGAAGCCUGCAUGCGUGUUCAACUCUGUUCCUCCUCCCUCCUCCUCAGCCUCCCUCCUCCCCUCCUCCUUCGCUCGCUCAACCUCUUUUGUUCAGUAUGUGUAACUUGAAGCUAAUUUGUACUACUGGAUAUCUGACUGGAGCCACAGAUACAGAUCUGUAUUGUUCUUACUGAAACACAGCAUGGAAUUAACAUUAAACUUAAAUAAAACAAACCUAAAUUAAAAAUGCCAAAUAUAUUAUGCCUCCAUCCUUUAUACUUCUAAAAUAAAAUCUCUAGUCCAAACAUAUUUGACAGUAUUGUUUGUCUGAAUGUGAAAUAUCCCCCAUUUUAUCCCAUAAAUCAUUUGUUUUCCAAUGAUGUGUAUUUGGGGGGGAAGGGGGGAUUGCUUGUAAUCUGGUGUUGAAUAACCAAGUCAGUAAUUGUCCUGUCUUUCAAACCAGUUAGCAACACAAUAUUUAUGUUUAAAUUUAUCAUUAAAGUACAACAGUCAUUUAA